ACAUCACAGUCUAAACACAAACUAACACUAUCACCUGCUGAUUAUCUCAACAAGAGCGAUCGCACAGGUUUCCAAGAUGCCCAAGUUCUUCUGCGAUUAUUGCGAUGUCUACCUCACGCAUGAUUCCAUGAGCGUGCGCAAGGCUCAUAACAGUGGUCGAAACCAUCUUCGAAAUGUAGUUGAUUAUUACCAACAAAUCGGCCACGAGAAGGCUCAAUCCGUCAUCGACUCCAUCACCUCUUCUUAUGCUGCUGAAGGCCAGGCCCACGCGAAUCCUAUGCUUCCCCAAAAUCAACCUGGACAGGGCUUUCCUCCCCCUCCCUUCGCGUUCCCAGGUGGUAUCCCUCCUCCGCCUUUUCCGGGGAUGCCAGGUGCGCCUCCUGGACAAUUCCCUCAAGGACUACCUCCCCCUCCUGGCGGUGGUCGAGGCAUGCCCCCAAUGCCCCCAUUCCCUGGGCCCAAUGGCAUGCCUGUACCUCCUAACGGUCUUCCAUUCCCUCCUCCUCCAGGCGGCUUCCCGUUCCCUCCUCCGGGCGCCCCAGGAGGACCUGGUGCUUCCGGCGGUGCCCCUCCUCCUUUUCCUGGCAUGCCUGGCAUGCCUCCGCCCGGCCAAGGAUUUCCACCACACGGAUUUGCUCCUCCCGGAGCCGGAGCUCCCGGACAUGAGAAGCGAUGAGUGUCAUUUCUGUGGCAAGGAUGAGGUUUGGGCUGAUUAUAGCCAUAGCAUUAUUGGCGAAUUGGGCGUUAGACAAGAACUGGGAAAAUGGAAAGUAUUGCCAGUUUGAGAUACUGCGAGGUAAAUGUUUUGUUUAAUAAGAGGCGGGCUCCCGAGCACGAAAUGAGCAUCGGACGUCUCGCAAUUUAGGUUUAUUGGAUAGUUACAGGACUACAUGGUCCUGUUACUGCCGCAUUAGUCAGGCAAAUAUUGUGUGUGUAUAUUCAUGUGUGUGCG
Fusarium oxysporum Fo47 is the source of this 952-nucleotide messenger RNA. Its product is annotated as U1 small nuclear ribonucleoprotein C. The transcript is spliced from 6 exons. Gene Ontology annotation, biological process: spliceosomal snRNP assembly; mRNA 5'-splice site recognition; mRNA splicing, via spliceosome. Lineage: Eukaryota; Fungi; Ascomycota; Sordariomycetes; Hypocreales; Nectriaceae. Gene Ontology annotation, cellular component: U1 snRNP; nucleus. The record is from RefSeq and is a predicted model, not a curated record. Bases 77 to 676 code for a protein of 199 amino acids. Gene Ontology annotation, molecular function: zinc ion binding; pre-mRNA 5'-splice site binding.